Acanthoscelides obtectus is the source of this 7083-nucleotide messenger RNA. Lineage: Eukaryota; Metazoa; Arthropoda; Insecta; Coleoptera; Chrysomelidae. The record is from the annotation of a GenBank genome assembly.
CACGUUACAAUGAAUUACAAAAUACUUAAAGUAUCUAUGUGUCCAUUUUGUGUUUCUGUUAUCUUCAAAUGAUAUAACCACAAUUUAAAUAAAAAAUAACUAUCACAGGUGCCCGUUUUCGCGUCACGGACUAACGAAUUUUUCAACAUUGACCUGUCCUUAUUGGAAUACUCUUUAUUAUGUUAUGUUUUUAUGAGUAGGUGGUGCGCUCUCAGUUCCAACAGCAGUCUCCACAGCAACAACAGCAGGCUGGUGUUAUUGGUCAACAGAUUCUGAUAAAUCAGACAUCUCCACAAAACCAUCCCCAACGAGCUCAGAUUGGCCAACAACUGUGGGGACAACAACCUGGACAACAAAUUAUAAGGCAUCCUGUUAGUGUUGUACAACAGGGUGCUCCCAGGGUACAGUGGACGACAAACCAAGGCGGUGCGGUGCCUCAGAGGCAGUUUAUCCAACUGGAUGCGAGAACACACAACCAAUUACAAAAGAUGCCUCCAGAGGAGCAGGCUCUUUUUGUAGCUAAACUACAGAGGCAGAGACAACAGCUUAUUAAACAAGUGCAGCAGAGAGGUGGAAGUGGUGGACAUAUACUUAUCAGAGGCAAUGUUCCUCCCGGGCUAACAGCCCAACAGCAGGUGCAGUGGUUACAACAGCAGGCCAAGCAACAGGGCAUCGUUCUACCCCCAAACAUUCAGCAACAGCAACAAACUGUCGUUCCGGGCAAUUCUCCAGUCGCGGGUGCCCCCCUUGCUGGGCAGCUGCCUAAUCAGCAACCUGUACCUGGAGCACCAGGUCUUAGUCCUAUCAACCAGGGGCCCGCUCAACCUCCGCCACCUCAGUUUGCUGCUGCCAGUGCCGAUCAAAAUCAACAGCAACAAUUACAACUUAGACAGUAUCGGUUACAACAACUCCAGUUGCAAAGGGAACAAGCCCAGAAGAAUCACUUAUCACAGCAGCAAGGUGGUAUAACUCAACAAACAGUAGUUCGGCCUAUCAAUCAGCAGCAUCUAGCGGACUCAACGACGAAUCCUCAAGUGCCAGAUGCAGCGAUGCAUUCUCUGGUCGUAAAUCCUAAAACUAAAACUGCUUUAGCCAAUAUGUUGAGCAUUAAACUGCAAAGUGGAGGAGCUGGGACUAUGGCCGUUCAACGUCCUGAUACUAUUGCUGAACCCUCUGCUGCUGGAACACUGAGGCUUAUGACUGCUCAGCAUAAUGCUGCGUUGAACUCCAAACCCCAAGAAAUAAUUGCUUUGCAACGUAGAACUAUUUCUGGGCCUAAUGGGGAGAUAAUAAAGACACAGCAGUUACCAUUAUCAGCAAGUAGUGAACCGCCAAAGUUGCAGUUUACUCAAAAACCUUCCUUGCCUUUGCAACACAGGCCAGGACCGUUUUAUGGGCAUAAUCCAAACCUGAAGUUACCACCUGACCUGUUCCUAUUGGGUUGCAUAUUUGUGGUAGUAGAAGUGGAAAACUUCCUGGAGGAAAAUGCUCCAGGUUGGAGACAGAAAAUUGAAAAACACGGAGGUGAGAUAGAAAAACAGUAUUGUAGCCGAGUUACGCAUGUUUUAUGCGAGACUCAACGCCACGGUGUUGUCAUGCAGGCGCUGCGUGAUUGCAAAAGGUGUGUCACUGUCGUGUGGUUGAACGACGUCAUGCAAAGGAAGCAAGUUUUACCGCCAUGGACUGCGUUGCAUCUUCCUAAUAUCUAUUUAGAUAUUGCUCCUGCAUCUAAACAUCUAAUUGCAAUCAGUGGAUUCGAGGGUAAUGAUAGAAACAGGGUUAAGCAGAUGAUCAAGUACACGGGUGCAAAGUGUACAACGUAUUUCUCCAAACACAAUACACUGCUGAUCUCUGCAAAAGCGGACUCAAAAAAAUGCCAGUACGCGAAAAAAUGGCAAAUACCCGUGGUGAAUGUACAGUGGCUUACAGACAUCAUGCUGGGACAUUUCACAGCUAUGAAUCAGAUGGAAAAUCAAAUAUACCAACAGUAUCCCAAUCCACCAAACUUUAGCUUCGAUCCAAAGCUGGUUCCUAAUUUGAUGAUGGCAUGGAAAGCACCAAUAAAUAUAUCUCAAGAGUCUUACGAGAGAGUAAAAAGAUCUGCAUCGCCAGUGAUGUUACCGAAAAAAUAUAAAAAACCAAAGACAGAAACGACUGAUGAGAAUGGUAACAUAAGUCAAGACCAAGUUACCAGCUCGACGCAUAACAUUCUAUUUUCUAUGUUUCAUCAUGAUAAUGAAUUGGGGAAAAUUGUUAGGGAAAUUGGCGGCUCAGUAGCGAAGGACCAUACCAGUUUUACACAUCUUGUGAUGCCAUACUUGGCACGAUCGAACAAACUGUUCUUUGCUAUCGCUAAGGAAGCACAUAUAGUUUCUGAACAGUGGCUGAGAGACUCGUAUGAGGCUAAAAAGUUCUUGCCAGAGGAAAAUUAUACCUUGAGUGCAAAGGAAUUCAAUAUGAUGUACAAAUGUGAUUUUGAUCAGACAUUGCAGACCCGAAAUAGAUGCAAACUGUUGGAGGGAAAGUUCUUUUGGGUCACGCCUAGCGUUAUUCCCAGCAAAAAGGUUGUCACUGAGCUAAUCCAAAGUUGUGGUGGUAUAGUGGAAAGGCUAAGACGUAGUUCAGCUCAGAUUGAAGCAACGAGUAUUAAUUCUCCAUUCAGCUAUUUCAUAAUCACACAUGAAAACGAUCUGCAUUUGGUAGCAGAUCUACUAAAGAAUAAAAAAGAUAAAAUGCAAAUCGUCUGUAACGUUGAACUGAUAUUCAGUGCAAUGUUGAAGCAAACGUUUGAGGUGGAACCGUAUGCUGUAUGCGUUUUAUGAUCAACUAGAUCUAAAUCUUUCGACUGAAUAUUUUGAUUGAUUGAGAUAGGUUUCGUUAUACGAAGCAAUUAUCAUAACUUUCAAAACUCUGAUCUCACUACUGACUUGACCGACACUUUUUUUAUCCAAUUAUGAGAAAGAGACAUGUAAGACAAAAUUGUCACUCAAAUCGCGCGCCCAUUUAAAUCGCGCACUAGGAACCCAUUUAUGCUCGUGACAGUUAGACAGUGUAAGUUCGACAAUGCUUGACAUACGGCUAUCUCUUUUUGACGUCAUUGUCGACCGUUGUUGAGUGACAUCGUCGCGUGUCACUAAUCAUGUCCACAAAAGCGCGCUUAACGAUGUCCGAUAAAGGGGCUAGAAAGAUAAAGGUAUACCCCAUUCGUAGUCCAUUUACGCCCAGACAAAACACAACAUGCCCAAAAGCGAGAUUCUACAGGUCCAUAUUUUCCUCAAUGGUCUUGGAAUAAUAUAAGAUAAAUGAUUAUUUUUAUAGAAAGAAGUGCACAUACUUUUCACAAUUCCUUAUUCACUGGAAGUAAUUGAAUCAUCGUCCGAAUGGUUAAUAUUAAUUAUUACAGGUUCAAUUUGAAUAUCGAUCAUAUUGUCCAGAUCCCACAUCUUUGUUUCGAUUGUCUCCUGACGCAAUAUUUCCAACGAUUUGCCGUCACUCUGUUGAAAGCUUCAUAAAACAAAUUUUUUACGUCAGAAAAUUUCAAUGUUCUCCAUUGUUUGAAGCCCCAUAGUUUUUUAUAUUUGCCCAAAUCAUUUCAAUGGGAUUUAAGUCGCAGUGAUAAAGGGGUAGCCUUAAAACGAUCUUAUUGCCAUAUUGUCAGUAACAUUAAGAUUAUAUUUGUGCUACCUGACUAGAUGAGCAAGUUCUGCUUUGACCAUAUUUUCAUUUCUUGUGGACAUUGUGGGAAUUUUUUCUCGUUUUCUAGUGUGGUAUGCAGCAUUAUUAAGUACAAUGACGGCAUUGUCGUCAAGUUUUGGGAGCGUUUCUUCAAGCCAUCGUUCAAAUGAACUCGCGUCCAUUCCUUAAUGGUAGUCACUCGUUUUCUUUCAAAUAGAGCAGUGGGCACAAAGCCAUCUUCACUGCCCAUGUGACAGAUAACAAAUCGUUGUCAUUUUUCAUAUUAUAGCAUUCAAGAAAAUUAAUAAUAAUACAAGCAGGUUAUCUAACAGGUGUUGGUUCCAAAUCUACCAGAAAUAGUUAAGUUUAGUGGGCUCAUAGAUUCAGUCUACUUGACACCAUUUUUACAACACACCUGACGGAUUCUUUAGGCCAGUGGUUAGUCCAUCUAAGAAGGCUUGUCUUGCUGAUUUAUUCAUAGAGUCAGCCCAUCCUUUAGGUUUUAUAUGUCCUGCAUUUAUCCAGGUUUCAUCCAAGUAAUAAGUCUUCCUGCCCUGGUCGCGGUAUUUCUUUAUUGAUUUUAAAUAAUUUCUUCUCAAUAAAAUAAUCUCUUGGCUGUCCAUCAAAAUACUAUUUCUGCCCCGUUUCCUAUAUUCAAAAUGAAGUACUUUGAGUAAACUAUAGAAUGUGGUCCUUUUGAAAGUAGGUAAGUCUUUAUCACUAUUAUCCUCCUGUAAUAGGGUCAAUGUGGGUAAUUGGAAACAAUAUUUGAUAUUUCACUACAUCUUAGCAUUUGAAAUUUUAUAAAAAAUCUACCAUGUCAUAUUAUAAUAAAAUAAAAGUUGUUGGCUACUAUAUGAUAAAUCUAUAGUAGAAUGUCUUAGAACUGGUGAUCAAAUGACACACACAAAAAAGUUAAUCUAAGUUUCCAUUUACCCCAGAAAAUUUGAGAAAAAAGUGAAAAAGGGGGUAAAAGGAAACAAGGAUCUUCACACCUAUUAGAGAUAACAUAAAACAGACAGGAGUAAUAGUUUUAAUAUUGUAUUAGGUUUUAUCACUGAACAUACCAAUCUUUCCAAUCACCCCCUGAAUAAAAUAAAAACUAGAUAAUCUUGAAAAUUCUAUUAUUAAACUGGAACGUCGUGACUAUUUUGUGCACAACCGCCGUCGAGUGGUCCGUGGGACCGCAAAAUAAAAAAAUAUAUUUUCGGUGUUUUAAGAAAGACUAUUUUCUUGGAAUAUACAUUUAUUUUUAACUUUUAUAGCAUACAGUUUUGUGUAUAUUAAUUUACCAACCUUAUUUAUUGUAGUUAUAAAUGAGUAAAGAACAUUAAAACUGAAAAUUAUUUAUCAUAUUAAGAAAUACUACACCCUAAAGAACUAUUUUGCACAAAUAUAAGCUCUAUAACAUCCAAAAGAAAAAAACGUGCAGAGCAAAAAAUAACAGAAUUUACUGUAAUCUACAAAUUACUUUAUAAGAACACCUAAUCUUUACUAACACAGCACAACAUAUAGGGUUUUUCUUUUCCUCUUUGAGGGACAGAUGUGGCACGUUUUUCUUUCGUUCCUGGCCAACUUGUCGACACCAUGGUCUUCUUGUGGCGGAACAUCUUGAUUUCCCUAAGCUCGUGCAAUUGAAGAUCUCAGUUCAUAUGGUAGUCUUCCGUUUUGCAACCUUUCGUUCAUGUAUGGUUGAACUAAUUGUUUAGCUAAGACUUUUAGAAAUUCCAACCUGGUGUAAGAUUUUUUAAUGUUUCUAUGGGAUUGAUGAAUAAUAUAUGCAUUCAGGAAGCUCAUAUCUAGUAUUCUGUAAAAGAUGACCAUGGGCCAGCGUCUGCAGCGGCGACUAGUUGAAUAAACAGUACAUUUUUGGUCGACUGAGUCCACUCCUCCUUUUGUGUUAUUGUAGUACAUCACAAUCUCUAGUUUUUUAGUACUUUCGUCAAUUUCUCUUGCAUGGUGCAUUGAUGACAGCAAAAUGACGGACUAAUUUUUUUUCGGAACAUAAGAUACCAUUGUAAAGUUUUUUGUAAACCCAAAUAAACAGGAGUCAACUGGCCUUGCAGAUGGUAAGAACUCUGGCGGAAUUUCCUUUUUUUUUAAUUGUCCCAACAAGAGUAAGUUUGUUUGUGUUCAAUACGUUCGCAAGCUCCAAUGACGUAUACCAGUUAUCAGUCGUUACGUUUCUGUUGCUGCCAAAGAUGGGUUUGCACAAUCGAAUAACGGCUUGUGUAGGAAUAUUAAACUUUUUGUCUUCUUCAGAUAGGUACAUACCAUCACUUCCUUUACCAUAGUAUAAAUAGGUAUUAUAAACAUAACAGGUUCGUGCAUCAGCUAGACAUUGUAUUUUUAGACCAUAUUUUGAUGGUUUGGAUGGCAUAUACAUUUUAAAGCCGCAACGUCCUCGAAAAGCUACUAGCAUUUCAUCGAUUGUAGUGUUUACUCCAAGAGUAUAUGCAGCCUGCGAAUUUCUGUUAAAACUAUCCAGCAAUUCGGAUAUAGCAGCUAUUGGAUCAACUUGUUUACGUUCGUUUCGAUCUUCGGCAUUAUCGAAUCGUAGACAGGUCAAUAAUAUUGAAAAGCGUCUUUCUGACAUUGCUAACCUAAAGAUUUCUCGACCCAUCCCGUCUGUGGCGAAAAUUGAAGAAAUAUCCUCAUGGUUGGAUUUGAAUACCACCGUAUAACAGAGAAGGCCCAAGAAGCAUUUUAGUUCAGUAAUUGUUAAUUCUCGUAGCUCAGUGCGACGGGGAUUGGAAUAUUUGGCUCUUAUUUGCAUCAGCUUUUGAUUUGUCCAUGUUAGAACGCACUGCAACAUGUUCUCGUUGAAAAUAUAGUUCCAAGCAAAAACUGGAUCAAACACUUCAUUUUCAUUUUGCGGAACACGAAUUCCAGGUAAUUUUAAAAUAUGUGCUUGAGUUCGGAUAUUUCGUUUUGGUUCGGUAUAAGACCAUUUAAAACGGUUUUUACCAUAAUAAUAAUUUGGGUUUUCGUUAUCCGAUGAGUCGUUGUCACUCACUUGUACUGAUUGAUUAUUGGAUGGAUCAAACUCUUCAUUCGGUUCUAGAUCUAAUUCGGAAUCGGUAUCAUGUUCACUGUCUUCAACGUAAUCUUCAUCUUGGUCGGACAUUUCCACAUCUGAGUCUAGUGAUUCCAGCAUGCGCAUGACCUUGGCUUCGAAAUCGGGGUCAGCAAAGUUUACACUGUCGGGAACGCGUCCAGAAGCCAUUUUUAUUAACCUUCAUAAACCCGUGGUCAGAAAUUUACGUUAAAUACCGAGUGGGGUGCAAAUGUACCCCAACGUUUUUCUGGCUUAUUUAAUUACUGUAAUUAAAGAUUUUCAAAAAAUAAACACAUUCUGAUUAUAAAAAAUAUAUAUUUUUACAUAAGUAUGCUAUAACAUUGAUAAAC